Bubalus bubalis (water buffalo) is the source of this 3291-nucleotide messenger RNA. RefSeq names its product histamine receptor H1 (gene HRH1). Bases 441 to 1916 code for a protein of 491 amino acids. Gene Ontology annotation, molecular function: neurotransmitter receptor activity; G protein-coupled serotonin receptor activity; histamine receptor activity. The transcript is spliced from 4 exons. Gene Ontology annotation, biological process: positive regulation of vasoconstriction; regulation of vascular permeability; chemical synaptic transmission. Gene Ontology annotation, cellular component: dendrite; membrane. The record is from RefSeq and is a predicted model, not a curated record. NCBI's taxonomy places the organism in Eukaryota, Metazoa, Chordata, Mammalia, Artiodactyla, Bovidae.
CCCCGCCUCCGGGUCGGCUCCCUCGGCGCCACGCCGCCACCGAGCCCCGAGCAGCCUGGCCGUCGCGGCCGCCGCGCCACCAAACUUUCCCCGGAGCCGGUGUCGGUCAUGGUUUGGACUAUGUCUCCUCCAGGAAGCCUUCUCUGCUUACACCCUUCCUGUCUUGGGCAGAGUGAGCCACUUCCCCAGCAUCCGUGGCUCUCCCAUUCACCACCAUAGCACUCGUCAUGUUGCGUGGAAGUGAUCUGAGCACACUCCUUAGAGACACUGGGCGCAGCAGAGCCAAAAGGUGGCAAAGGAGUCCUUGAUGACAUCCUCGAAGAGCGGAGCUCACCCACCCCGGAGCUGUGCUGACUCAGGACUUCUUGUUAGAGCGAGAAGACACUUCCUUAUCACUUCAGCCAAGGAGUGAGCCGUAGCUGGAGGCUACACUUGUGCCAAUGACCUGUCCCAAUUCCUCCUGCGUCUUCGAAGACAAGAUGUGUGAGGGGAAUAAGACUGCCCCUGCCAGCGAUGCCCAGCUGACGCCCCUGGUGGUGGUCCUGAGCACCAUCUCCUUGGUCACAGUGGGACUCAACCUGCUGGUCCUGUACGCUGUGCGCAACGAGCGGAAACUGCACACCGUGGGGAACCUCUACAUCGUCAGCCUCUCGGUGGCCGAUCUGAUUGUGGGGGUGGUCGUCAUGCCCAUGAACAUCCUCUACCUCCUCAUGUCUAGGUGGUCCCUGGGGCGUCCUCUCUGCCUCUUCUGGCUUUCCAUGGACUAUGUGGCCAGCACGGCAUCCAUUUUCAGCGUCUUCAUCUUGUGCAUUGACCGCUACCGUUCUGUGCAGCAGCCCCUCAAGUACCUGCGGUAUCGUACCAAGACCCGAGCAUCCAUCACCAUCCUAGCCGCCUGGUUUCUCUCCUUCCUGUGGAUUAUCCCCAUUCUGGGCUGGCGUCACUUCCAGCCAAAGACCCCAGAGCCCCGGGGGGAUAAGUGUGAGACGGACUUCUACAACGUCACGUGGUUCAAAGUCAUGACCGCCAUCAUCAACUUCUACCUGCCCACCUUGCUCAUGCUCUGGUUCUAUGCCAAGAUCUACAAGGCUGUGCGGCAACACUGCCAGCACCGGGAGCUCAUCAACGGGUCCUUCCCCUCCUUCUCUGACAUGAAGAUGAAGCCGGAGAACCUCCAGGUGGGCACUAAGAAACCGGGGAAGGAGUCCCCCUGGGAGGUUCUGAAAAGGAAGCCAAAAGACACCGGGGGUGGACCUGUCUUGAAGCCACCAUCUCAAGAGCCAAAGGAGGUGACAUCUCCAGGUGUCUUCAGCCAAGAGAAGGAAGAGAAGGAUGGAGAACUGGGCAAAUUCUACUGCUUCCCGCUUGACACUGUGCAGACGCAGCCGGAGGCAGAGGGGAGUGGCAGGGGCUACGCAGCCAUCAACCAGAGCCAGAACCGGCUUGAGAUGGGUGAGCAGGGCCUGAGCAUGCCUGGGCCUAAGGAGGCCUUAGAGGAUCAGAUCCUAGGUGACAGCCAGUCCUUCUCCCGGACAGACUCGGACACCCCCGCAGAGCCGGCACCGGGGAAAGGCAAGUCGCGAAGCGAGUCUAGCACAGGCCUGGAGUACAUCAAGUUCACUUGGAAGAGGCUCCGCUCGCAUUCGAGACAGUACGUGUCUGGCUUGCACAUGAACCGAGAGCGGAAGGCUGCCAAGCAGUUGGGUUUUAUCAUGGCGGCCUUCAUCAUCUGCUGGAUUCCUUACUUCAUCUUCUUCAUGGUCAUUGCCUUCUGUGAGAGCUGCAGUAACCAGCAUGUGCACAUGUUCACCAUCUGGCUGGGCUACAUCAACUCCACGCUGAACCCCCUCAUCUACCCCUUGUGCAAUGAGAACUUCAAGAAGACCUUCAAGAAAAUUCUGCACAUUCGUUCCUAGGAGAGACUCCCAGGGGAUGCAACCAAGUGACGCUUAAUGACGUCCCUGAAGGAAGUGAAGGAGGAAGCCUGUUGCGUUGCCAGGCACCUGGGCUUUCUGGAGUCGGAAGAAUGGUCUUAGGGGCUGGGGAGUUUGGAAAGUUCAUAGGCGCAGUGGGAAGAACAGCAGAUGGCGGUGGUCAGCAGAGAGAUUGUACUCUGAGAGCCGAAUAUUUGCAAGAGACUCAGAUCUGUCCAAGCUCCCCUGUUCCCCGGGAAUGUGGGGGCCUCAGGCUAACACUGUAAUUCCAGCUUUCACACUCAAAUUAUCAGGUGACCGAAGGGACGUGUGGGUAGAGUUCCAGUGGAACUCUGGAGCCUUCUUCAAAUGGAGCUCCACAUCUGUGGAGCAGAGACCUUAGACAUGCAGAUAGAUGCUGUCCCUGACCGGGGUCACCUUGAAAGGCAGGACAGCUACUCCACUGUGACUGCCACGUCUCAAAACACCUCUCUUCUGAGCCUCUUUUGCAGCUUUCUCCAGAUCCAGUGCCUGAACCACCAUGGCCGAUUCCACCUUAUUAUUUCUCACUCAUGUACAUCUUAAGAGUUGAUGGGAAAUGAUGCAGUCUGCACAUCCAUCAUUUUCAAACCCAAAUUCCAUUCUCCUAUUAAAGAAGAGGUUAAAUGCCUCCCUCAAAGAGAAAAAGGAAUCUUUUUUAGAUGGUUGUAUAUUAGAAAUGAAAAAAGAGGAGUGGGGAGAAGAAAGCCAAUUGCUUGAGGGCUGUGCCAGGUUGAUGUCAUUUAAGCCCCAUGACACCCCACAACAGGAGGAUGGUGUUACGAGAAAAGCAAACGGAGGAACAGCAAGGUGCAAGAAGGGACCUGAGAUCACACAACUAGUUAUAAGAAAGCUGGAGCAAACAUCCUGUGGCUUCAACUCACUGUAACACAUUUUCUCCAAAAGGCAAAAAUUUGUUCUAUUCAGUACACACACACACACACAUUCAUAAUUCCCGACAGCGGUGGCAGUUCACAAGAGUAUAUUGAGAGGAGGAACAGCUGACAUAGAAUGUGGCCACAGAGGUGAUACUUGAAGCGGGGACAGUAUACUUUUUCAUCUGUGAAUUCUGCUGUGUUUAUCCAAGAAACAUCAUCAUGUACUUUUAUGGUCACACUUUUGAAGUCAAAACUUACAAAGGCAUGGGAACAGGCAGUUUUAGUUGGGGUUUAUGUUGCAAUCUGGUUGUGAUUUAUAUGCCAAAACUGGAUGUUAAACUGUAAUACAUGUAGCCAGUGGGAGUGUCUGUACAAGCUGGUGUUUUAUGUCUCGUGUUCCUGUCUGCAUGAUCUGUUAAAAUGAGAGAUUUUUACCUACUAAAAUAUGAUCUUUGAAGCUA